GAUAGGAAUCAAUCCUUUGCAGCAUUAGCUGAAGACAGAGCCAUGGGUCUGUGCCUGAAGCAUGUGGGAGUCAUUCCUGGGGAAUCCCGCGAUGGCCUGAACCAAGAGCGUUUCCUGCCCCUCAUGCCGCAAUGGCUAAUGCCUGGAACUGCCACAUGGAAUCGCUACACCGACACCAUCUACUUCAAACCAACGCCACAAAAUUGCUGUUCCACGACUUUAAUUAGCUUUCAUUCAGCGAAUGGUGCGGCCUUUGACCUUCUGGAGUUCUUUCUGUACAAGGUGAGGGUGUUUGGCGACCCCAAGCCCCUGUCGAAGUUACCGCAACGGCUGGGCUUCAGGGAAAUGCAUUCGCUGCUGCGCUAUUGGUCCCAGGUGGUGUCUGAUAACCUGGAAAAGCCAGCAGCUUAAUGUAAUUGCUACACUUUGUGAUAAAUAAACCAAGAAGCAGCCGCGAUGAAGAUUUAUUCCCAUCAAUAAGGACAAAACAA
Molecule: messenger RNA, 491 nt
Organism: Drosophila subobscura
Lineage: Eukaryota; Metazoa; Arthropoda; Insecta; Diptera; Drosophilidae
Product: glycoprotein-N-acetylgalactosamine 3-beta-galactosyltransferase 1-B-like
Exons: 2
Coding region: 43-411 (122 amino acids)
Source: RefSeq, a predicted model, not a curated record